UUGAUACUCUGUCUAUCACAGCCUAGACCCUAGCAUGUUCUGUACUUUUAGCUCUUAUGUGUAGUAUUGCAUGCAAAAUCACUUCAUCGAUAUGCAUUCAUAAAAGAAUAUUAGUAAAGAUCAAAGAUAUUGAAUUUUUAGCAGGGCUUGUUUUUUAACUUUGAGAAUGUGCUCUACCCAAUCAUCUCACGCUAUUGCGCUAGUGUAGAGCCUCUUCUAUCCACAAACGGUCCUUCUCAACCCCCCUUCAUGGCUAUACGACGUUACCUACGGCCAAAGGCUAGUAGAAUUUGUUUGGAAUCCAAGUAUCAGACUCAGCAUCUCGAAUCCAGGUGAACUUCGACCGUUGUGGUAUCUCCGUCGAUAUUGUAGGCUGCGGUUGUAGAAAGCGGUCGGGGACAAGUGAAGUAUAAAGUUGCCCUGUCAGUACUUGUCGUUUAUGCCAACGGAGUGCUCACCCAGAGUUAGAUCCUUCCCAACAACACGAAGAAUGCUUAUUACAUAUCCUUUGCUGUCAUUUGCCGUUGCUGUAUAUGGAGUUACUUUACCAGUUAGUGACUUGACGGGCAGAAGCACUGAUGAUACUACAUUGUAUCCAAUUGUUAAUACCGUCAACAAAGCAUUCAUCGUUGAAUUUGGACAAGAAAUCAAUACCUCUCUAUCCGGACAAGAUCGCCGCAGUAUCUUCCACAAACGGGCGGCGUCAAUCAGCUACAAUAUCCGCCACGAAUUUGAUUCAACAGCUUUCACCGGGCUCUCAAUAUCUGUCACACAAAGUGGCACCGAUGAAGAACUGCAAGAACAGCUUCUGGAUAUCCCUGGUGUAGCAGGUGUCUGGCCAGUUUACGAGGUUCCCCGACCUGGUUUAUUUUCCAAUCUCACGGACUCCAAAAAUUCCAGUGUAGAUAUUCCUUCUAUAAGGAAAAGAGAGUCAAAAGAAACCGCGGCAGGAAAUUUGGCCUCGGCCCUCGAAAUGGGUGGUAUCGAUAAGCUACAUGCAAAGGGUAUCAAAGGUAAAGGAAUCAAGAUUGGGAUUAUAGAUACUGGGGUUGAUUAUCGUCAUCCAGCACUAGGUGGCGGUUUUGGACCCGGUUUCAAGAUUGCAGGUGGAUACUCUUUUGUGAAUGAUAACGGAGUCUUGGGGAAUAGUCCUGACCCUUUGUCCACAUGUAUCACUGGAGGACAUGGAACCCAUGUGUCGGGUGAGAACAGCCCUUCUCUUGCCCUGCCUCAUGGUUAACUGAUUACUUGUAGGUAUUCUCGGAAUGGAUCCAAUUUCUGGAGAUGGUUACUUUCCGAUCAGCGGCGUCGCUCCGGGAGCUAGUCUUUAUAUGUACCGUACCUUUGAUUGUGCAAACGCAGGCGGUAGCGACACAAUUAUGGCCGGCAUGCUGAAAGCACAAGGUGAUGGCGUCGAUAUCAUUAGUAUGUCCCUCGCGAUUGGGACGGAGUGGCCUUCGACCCCAGAUCCAUUGGCUUCUGUUGUACAAAGUAUUAGACAAGCUGGUAUUGCUGUGAUUGUAGCAGUUGGCAACGAUGGUUCUGUAAGUCAAUACGCCACAGAGCUAUUUGCGGCGGAUUAUCCUUCCGUAGACCCUAGCGCUAUUGCCGUGGGAGCUAUUGCGAACAAAGUCUUUCCUCUUGUGUAUCCGGCCGUUGACUCCACCAAUGCCAGUCUCGGCUAUGCAUCUGUCUGGCCUCUUAACCUCACUGAUCCUGUUCAUGUUUACCUUUUAUCCGACGGUUGUGAUAGCGCAACAUGGACCAAUGCCCUCAACAUUGUGAGUCAAAGUGGUCUUCUCAAUUCCACAAUUUUCGCCUUCGAGGCAUUCAAAACAACUAGUUACUGCAAUCCCAAUGAGAUUGCCUCGGAUUGGAGUUCAAGUACAGCAGUGCCCCGCUAUGUUCUGGGUUUUAAUUCAGACAUUUCAAAUCCAUAUCUACUCGAAUACAACGUCUUCAGCCCUUCCUUCUUUGGCGCAAUACAAUAUAUAAAUCUCAACACUGGCGAUGGAGCGACUCUUGUCAAUAAUUAUGGUCUGGCUGGAGGUUUCCCGAGCUAUACUUUGACCUUCACGGGAAAUAAAUACACGAGCCCUCCUCAGCACUCAGGAGGCUUGGUUGAUUACUAUUCUAAUUUUGGUCCAAACUAUUUCACUUAUGAUUUGAAACCACAAAUCUCUGCGCCUGGUGGACACAUUCUUUCAACCUAUCCUCUAGGGCCAAAUUCCAACUAUGCGAUUUUAUCAGGAACAUCCAUGGCUACUCCCUAUGUUGCAGGGUGCUUUGCUCUUGUCAAAUCUCGAUUUCCCAGCGCCAGCAUAUCUCAAAUAUUGGAUUUACUACAAGCCACAGCUACGCCAGUCAAUUGGGUCUGGGAUAGCACGAUUCUUUCCGCGACAGCACAACAGGGCGCCGGUCUUAUCAAUGCAUACGAUGCUAUCUUUGCGCAAAGCGUAAUCUCACCUGGACAAAUCGUUCUUGGUGAUGACAGUACUCAUACUGUGUUUGGUGCUGCAAAUAUCACGAUUGAGAAUACUUCAGGAUCCAGCAAAACCUAUACUUUAUCCCAUGUUGGUGCCGGUUACACAGAUGGUCAACUGUCCGGUGAAGACUACAACCAAAUUGCUCUCUAUGGAACAGGUGUAUUCCCGACUCCAACAGUCACCCUCGCAAGCGGUGAAUCUAAGACCGUCGAUUUCUCCAUCAUUCCACCUACUGGUGUCGUUGCAUCAAAUCGUCCCGUCUUCGGUGGCUUUAUUAAAAUAACCUCUUCCGCGGGUGAGACGUACACUGUCCCCUAUAUUGGUCCUCCUUAUUCCAUGUAUAACACAUCAUACAUCUCCGUUAUUCAAGUCGCCGGUUUUAACACAGCAGGAUUACCCGAAAAAGAUAACGGAUUCCUGGAAAUCAACCCCACUAGACAAUAUGGAAUAGCUGCCGAUAUACCGCAACAAUAUACACUUGCAUUUCGAUUCGAUCUCUUGCCUGCCAAUACAAACAUCACUGCUAAUACAAAUGCCUCUAAGUCACCCCAAUUAUUCUCUUAUUAUUCUUCAAGAUCUACUCCUAAAUCGUCAAUUUUUGGACACCCAUCUUUUGGAACUUACACGAAUCGUUCGGCAACAAUUGCGAGCGGUGCUAUUCAACCGGGCAAUUAUAUACAAUAUUGGACGAAUGCACAAGUAACUGGCGAUGAUGGAAUUAGUUACAACGUGGGAGAUGGUGAUUAUCGAUUUUUUUGCCAGUGUAUUGAGGUGGGGUGGGCAGGUAGGAAAGAUUGAGGAUUAUGAUACGUGGUUGGGACCGGUUAUGAGAUUUAACACGAGCUUCGCGGGAUAAUGAGGAUUUGAUUGUUGUAAUGUUUGUUUCUUAGUAGGAUAUGGGGAUGUGGUUUACGUUUGUAACUGUGGUUAUGGAUGUGAUAGUUUCACAAAGGCAGGGGAUUUUUUGAAUAGAAGAGGCAUAUUCAUUUGUUUUAAGUCGUCGUUAUAGAAGGAAUUUGUGGGAGCUUGUUAUUUUGCCGAGCAAGAAUUUCCAUUGGUAGUAUAAUGGAAAAGUAAGAAUACAUAUAUAGCCAUACUCAUCUCAUGCGCCCAUUUUCUUGCCCUUCAAAUAUAUAUUCCCUCGUUAAACUCAUUCUGCUGUGGUUAG
Messenger RNA from Sclerotinia trifoliorum, 3654 nucleotides. NCBI's taxonomy places the organism in Eukaryota, Fungi, Ascomycota, Leotiomycetes, Helotiales, Sclerotiniaceae. The record is from the annotation of a GenBank genome assembly.